UAUAUAUAUAUAUAUAUAUUCACGUUAAGUAGCUCCUACUGCAAGAAAAUGACUCAAAUCUGACGUUUUUCAAGUAACAGCUUUCCAGCAACCAUUCUGCCUUCAAAAUGGAAGCAUAUUUAAAACACCAACUAUUCAUUUCCUUUAACAAUAACAAAAACUUGAAAAUGAUCAUCUUUCAUAAAAUCGUUGAUAAUUCAUGUAUGUUAGUGAUAAACUUUGUUAUUGUUCUAAUUAAUCUUUUCUACACAUUUCUAGCGAGAAUGCCUACUGGAGAUAAACAACCGGAAAAGCAUAAGAAAGAGUCUAUAAUUGAUUUAAACAAGUAUAUAGAUAAGAGAAUCCGUGUCAAAUUUUCAGGUGGACGGGAAGCUGUUGGUAUCUUAAAAGGAUGCGAUAAUUUACAGAAUAUGGUGAUUGAUUGUACUACUGAAUUUCUUCGUGAUCCAGAUGAUCCUCAUCGUUUGACUGAAGAUACAAGAGAACUUGCCCUUGUGGUUUGUAGGGGUCCAUCCGUGGAACUUGUUUGUCCUGCAGAUGGAAUGGAAUCUAUACCUAAUCCAUUUGUUCAACAAGAAUGAUUCGGAAAAAACUUAUUUAUUUUAUAUGAUAUAAAUAAAUUUGUAAAAUAUUCCCGCCUUCUCUCUCAUUGUAACUGUACGUCACAUAAGCUUCUUCAUGUCAUUAGCUAUUAAUUUUUUACUAAAUAUGUAUAUUUAAAAAAAUACAUUAUCUUUCUAC
Molecule: messenger RNA, 741 nt
Organism: Schistosoma bovis
Lineage: Eukaryota; Metazoa; Platyhelminthes; Trematoda; Strigeidida; Schistosomatidae
Source: the annotation of a GenBank genome assembly